AAAUGCAUUGUAGCUGAAAAAAAAAAGAGAGAAGCAAAUAAAAACUGUCAAAAGUGCAACAGUUUUACAUAGAUAUUAUAUGAAUUAAAAUUCAUUUUGUGUGCCGCAGUCAGCGCCGCAGCAUGCGGCAUGCUUUAAAAUAGCAACAAGCCAAAAUAAAAAGGAAGAAAAUAAGAAAAUAGAGAAUGAAAACAACGAGACAAAAUGUGUAAAUAAAAACGCACAUGAAUCUAAACAUUUUACGGUGAAAGGCAAACACACCACCAACACUACACACACACACACACACACACACACACACGUACACAUACGCGCGCACACCUACAACAAGAACUAUCAAACAUCAACAACAGGCACAGCCGCUGCGGCAGCGACGCAACGUUUAUCAUACAGCGACGUCGACUGCGCUACGUAAUCAGACGAGGGGGGCAACACAUGAAGAGGAAGAGCAACAGCCGCGUGUAAAGCAACGGCAACGGCAACGGCGACGGCGACGUCGACGUCAGACAAACGUCUACAGUUUGUCUGUCUCUCGUUUCUGGUCCGCAGCGCAGGUCCUGCGUCUGCAGAGAGCGGCGCACAAGACAAACCGUUAAACUGCCUGACUGACUGACAGACUGACUGAUUGACUGACUGCCCGAUUGACUGACUGUCACAGUGCACUCUACUGUCUCGCUCGCACACACACAACCUGCGUGAUUCCCGUUAAACAGUUACCAAAGUGCUUUUUAACAAAUGCUGCAGAAAGCUAAUUGAAAGCCCCGCCCGCUCCACCCGCAACCCGCGCAACGCAUAAGAAGGGGAAAAAGUUUACAGUGUUUAAUCUAUAAUCCGGCCCACGAAUCCCCCCCCCAAACCCAUACAAAAGUAUGCAAGAAUUAUAGUGCAAAGUGUGCUAAAAAGAAAGAAAGAAAGAAGGAAAGAGAAACAACAGAAAAGAAAGCAAAGAAAUUGUUUUAUUUUUUAUCAAGAAUCUUUAACUUUGUAAAUGGAUAACGAUUUAUAUGGAUUAGUAGCUGAUUUGGCGUAUUUUAUAGAUGCUAACGCAUCUAAGUGUUGAAGACGCCAGCGGGAAACGCCAUGAAAAUGUAUUUCGUGCGCAAGCAAGUGCGUAAAAAAUACUAGAAAAAUACCAACAAAAAUACCAACAAGUAAAAGGGUGUGUUGAAAUAAGCUCCAAGCAGAAAUCUUUAAGCAAAUCCAAUUUUUGGCUUGCACAAAGCUAAGCUAAAUUUAAGUCGGGACUAAGCUAAGUGUCCCGCGUAACCAAAAAAUAAAAUAUAUAUAUAUCAAAUAGGCCAAAGUUUUGAUAUUAAAACGGCAGCACAACGGCGACCAUCGGCUACCAAAUGAUGAAACGACGCUGGUCGAACAAUGGCGGCUUCCUGCGCAUACAGGAGGAAUCCUCCUCGGAGGUGACCUCCUCGAGCAACGGCUUGGUGCUGUCAUCGGGCAUAAAUAUGUCGCCCUCGUCGCUGGACUCGCACGACUAUGGCGAACAGGAGCUCUGGCUGUGUGGCAACGAUGCCAGCGUCUAUGGCGGCAGCAGCAACGGGGUCAAUGGCAACACAUUGGGGCAUGGCAAUGCUGCACAGCAGCAGGGCGUCAUAACGCUUGCCAUGCACGGCUGUUCCAGCACUCUGCCCGCCCAGACCACCAUUAUACCCAUCAACAACAACAACAACAAUAACAACAACAACAACAACAAUAAUAAUAAUAAUAAUAACAAUAACAAUGGCUAUGUGCCGGGUGCCACAAAUCUGGGCUCCUUGACAAACGGCAGCCACAUGGGCAGCCUGGUGAAUGGCAUGCAACAGCUGCAGAAUGGUCACAGUCUGAUCAAUUCAACGACAGCGCCCACAACGCCGUUGCAUAUGCAACAACAACAACAACAACAACAGCAGCAACAACAACAACAAAAUAAUAACGGACACAAUGGUGUUGCCACAAUCGGUGGCAUGUCCGUGGGCAUGAGCCUCAAUACGCAUCUUCACACCAAUGGCAAUACGAAUGGACUCGUCUCUGGCUCCGUCGGAGUUGGCGGCGUCACCGUCGGCCCCAUGGGCGGACCCAUGGGCAUGGCCAUGCAGCAUACACCCCGCAGUGAUUCAGCAAAUUCCAUUUCAUCAGGUCGCGAUGAUCUCUCGCCCUCGAGCAGCCUCAACGGCUACUCCGCCAACGAGGGCUGCGAUGCGAAGAAGAGCAAGAAGGGCCCGGCGCCGCGGCUGCAGGAGGAGCUGUGCCUGGUCUGCGGCGACAGAGCCUCCGGCUAUCAUUACAACGCGCUCACCUGCGAGGGCUGCAAGGGCUUCUUUCGGCGCAGCGUGACCAAAAAUGCGCACUAUUGCUGCAAAUUUGGGCGGGCCUGCGAGAUGGACAUGUACAUGAGGCGCAAGUGCCAGGAGUGCCGGCUGAAGAAGUGCCUGGCCGUCGGCAUGCGGCCGGAGUGCGUUGUGCCGGAGAACCAGUGCGCGAUGAAGCGGCGCGAGAAGAAGGCCCAAAAGGAGAAGGACAAGGUCUCCAGUUCGCCCAGCUCCCAGCACAGCGCUGGCGGUGUCGGCGGUCCACUGCAUGGCACCCAUGACUACGUCAAGAAGGAGAUACUCGACCUCAUGACGUGCGAGGCACCACAGCAUGCCACAAUUCCGCUACUACCUGAUGAUAUUUUGGCCGAGUGUCAAGCGCGCAAUAUACCUCCAUUAACGUUCAAUCAAUUGGCCGUUAUAUAUAAAUUAAUUUGGUAUCAGGAUGGCUACGAGCAGCCAUCCGAAGAGGAUCUCAAGCGUAUUAUGAGUCAACCGGAUGAGAAUGAGAGUCAGACGGAUGUCAGCUUUCGACACAUCACCGAGAUUACCAUACUCACGGUGCAGUUGAUAGUGGAGUUUGCGAAAGGAUUACCAGCGUUUACAAAGAUACCCCAAGAGGAUCAGAUCACGUUACUCAAGGCCUGCUCAUCGGAAGUGAUGAUGUUGCGCAUGGCCCGACGCUACGAUCACAACUCCGACUCGAUAUUCUUUGCGAACAAUCGAUCGUACACACGCGACUCGUACAAGAUGGCCGGAAUGGCGGAUAAUAUUGAGGAUCUGCUGCAUUUCUGCCGUCAAAUGUUCUCAAUGAAGGUGGACAAUGUGGAAUAUGCGCUACUCACUGCCAUUGUGAUCUUCUCGGAUCGGCCGGGCCUGGAGAAGGCCCAGCUGGUUGAGGCGAUACAGAGCUAUUACAUCGACACGCUACGCAUUUAUAUACUCAAUCGCCAUUGCGGCGACUCCAUGAGUCUCGUCUUCUACGCCAAACUGCUCUCCAUACUCACCGAGCUGCGCACGCUGGGCAAUCAGAAUGCCGAGAUGUGUUUCUCGCUCAAGCUCAAGAAUCGCAAGCUGCCCAAGUUUCUUGAAGAGAUCUGGGACGUGCAUGCCAUACCGCCCUCGGUGCAAUCGCAUCUGCAGGCCCAGCAGGAGGAGCAGGAGCGUCGCGCCGAGCGCAUGCGCGGCGCCGUCGGUGGCGCCAUCACGGCUGGCCUCGAUGCCGACUCGGCGUCCACAUCCUCGCAAGCGGCCCUCGCGGCAGCGGCACAACAACAGCAACAGCAUCAACAGCAACAGCACCAACAGCUCCAUGCGCUGCCCGGCCAUACGCUGCCGCCGCCGCCACCGCCAGGCAGCGGCGGCUCCGUCUCGGCCGUAAGCACCAGCAGCGAUUACAUCGGUGGCGGCGGUGCCAUGGGACCCACCACAGCCGCAGCCAGCUCCAGCACCAGCAUCACGGCAGCCGUUCCGGCGAGCUCCACAACAGCUGCUGUGGCCAAUGGCGGCGGCGCCAAUGUCAGCAUGUAUGCCAAUACGCAAACGGCGAUGGCCCUCAUGGGCGUGCCCCUAAAAUCGGAGCACUCGACGACCACCGCAUAGCCCCUGCUGGAAGGCAUGGGUAUGGGCGUCGGUCUGGGCGUGGGCAGUCUACUGUUGGGCGGCGGCAGCAUUAUUGAAUGAAUUUCGGGCGGGGCGUGGCAGCUGUAUACAACAAACACACACACACACACACACACACACAAACACAAACACACACAGACAGACAGACAGACAAGCCUGUACCGUUAGGCGCUUUUAUAAUGGAUUCAACCGAUUUGUAUAUAGCCGGAGAAACUGUAAAAUUUUGCAUAUUCAAAAUAGUUUGCUUUUCUACCCAGCUACAUAAAAAAAAAAACGGCGUGUGGAUUUAAUAAACAAGUGCGUAACGGCACAGUUGCUUGAUCUGAUCUAUAUAUACAUAUACAUAUAUAUAUAUAUAUAUAUAUGUAUUUCAAACAAGAAUAAAAAUCUGAUGUAAAAGAAGAAGAAAGAAAAACAGAGCAAAACAUUUUUGAGUAAGCGUAAAAUGCAGUUAUUUAGUGUUAAGCCUGCAAAUAUUAGACCUAAGGCAUUAUAAAUAUAAACAAAAUUAUUAUAAAACACACACACACACAUACAGACACAUCUAAAAUUAUAUAACAAACAAAUUCUUAACAAAAACAGAGAAUGCUUAAAACAUAAAAUAUAACAAUUUGAAAAUUGAAAAAGAAAGUCAAGCUAAACAAGGGCAUAGAAUUUAUGCAGUUAAAUACAACAACAAAAAAUACCUUAAAAUAUAUAUAAAUAUAUAUAUAUGCUAUAAUUAAUAAAAAUUGUAUUAAAUUUUCUUUUGUUAAUUUCCAGCCCCGAAAAAUCGGACUAAAGCAAAUGAUAAUUUCUGCUAAAUUCAAUGCCUGUCAAACAUGUCAUGCAAAA
Drosophila virilis is the source of this 4760-nucleotide messenger RNA. It is a transcript of the gene EcR, whose product is annotated as Ecdysone receptor. NCBI's taxonomy places the organism in Eukaryota, Metazoa, Arthropoda, Insecta, Diptera, Drosophilidae. Gene Ontology annotation, biological process: positive regulation of transcription by RNA polymerase II; cell differentiation; negative regulation of transcription by RNA polymerase II. Gene Ontology annotation, molecular function: RNA polymerase II cis-regulatory region sequence-specific DNA binding; zinc ion binding; ecdysone binding. The record is from RefSeq and is a predicted model, not a curated record. Gene Ontology annotation, cellular component: nucleus.